Molecule: messenger RNA, 1608 nt
Organism: Alternaria atra
Lineage: Eukaryota; Fungi; Ascomycota; Dothideomycetes; Pleosporales; Pleosporaceae
Exons: 1
Coding region: 1-1608 (535 amino acids)
Biological process (GO): microtubule organizing center organization; vesicle transport along microtubule; establishment of mitotic spindle orientation
Cellular component (GO): microtubule associated complex; nuclear envelope; kinetochore
Molecular function (GO): microtubule plus-end binding; dynein complex binding
Source: RefSeq, a predicted model, not a curated record
AUGUACCACAAAGGAGCAAUCGAGGGUUACCCUCUUCAGACCUAUGCAUCCGCACUCCUGUUCAGUCCGACAGGUAGUCUGAUCAGACAGCUGUUCCAGCACGAAGAGCCAGAAGCAAUCAGUAUUAGGCCAGCUCUGAGCGAUGAGUGGAGCGCGUGCCUGCAGACGCUCGAGGGCCAUAGCAGUGUUGUCAGCUCGGUGGCCUUCUCGCACGACUCGACCCGGCUGGCGUCGGCGUCUGGCGACAGCACCGUCAAGAUGUGGGAUGCGAGCAGCGGCGCGUGUCUGCACACGCUCGAGGGGCAUAGCAGAUAUGUCAGCUCGGUGGCCUUCUCGCACGACUCGACCCGGCUGGCGUCGGCGUCCUACGACAGCACCGUCAAGAUGUGGGGUGCGAGCAGCGGCGCGUGUCUGCACACGCUCGAGGGCCAUAGCGAUUAUGUCAGCUCGGUGGCCUUCUCGCACGACUCGACCCGGCUGGCGUCGGCGUCUGGCGACAAGACCGUCAAGAUGUGGGAUGCGAGCAGCGGCGCGUGUCUGCACACGCUCGAGGGCCAUAGCAGUGUUGUCAGCUCGGUGGCCUUCUCGCACGACUCGACCCGGCUGGCGUCGGCGUCCUGGGACAGCACCGUCAAGAUGUGGGAUGCGAGCAGCGGCGCGUGUCUGCACACGCUCGAGGGCCAUAGCGAUUAUGUCAACUCUGUGGCCUUCUCGCACGACUCGACCCGGCUGGCGUCGGCGUCCCACGACAGCACCGUCAAGAUGUGGGAUGCGAGCAGCGGCGCGUGUCUGCACACGCUUGAGGGCCAUAGCGAUUCUGUCAGCUCGGUAGCCUUCUCGCACGACUCGACCCGGCUGGCGUCGGCGUCCCACGACAGCACCGUCAAGAUGUGGGAUGCGAGCAGCGGCGCGUGUCUGCAGACGCUCAAGGGCCAUAGCGAUUAUGUCAACUCUGUGGCCUUCUCGCACGACUCGACCCGGCUGGCGUCGGCGUCCUACGACAGCACCGUCAAGAUGUGGGAUGCGAGCAGCGGCGCGUGUCUGCACACGCUCGAGGGCCAUAGCAGAUAUGUCAGCUCGGUGGCCUUCUCGCACGACUCGACCCGGCUGGCGUCGGCGUCCGACGACAGCACCGUCAAGAUGUGGGAUACGAGCAGCGGCGCGUGUCUGCAGACGCUCGAGGGCCAUAGCAGUGUUGUCAGCUCGGUGGCCUUCUCGCACGACUCGACCCGGCUGGCGUCGGCGUCCUACGACAGCACCGUCAAGAUGUGGGAUGCGAGCAGCGGCGUGUGCCUGCACACGCUCGACGUUGGCAGAACUCUCCACGACUUGUCCUUUGAUCUCACUGGUUCUCGCCUCUACACUGAAAUAGGCACUAUCGACAUUCAGAGCCUAGAGACUUCUAGCAGGAUGGAUUUGGCAGAACCUGCGCGCCCUAUGUACCUAGGCACUGGUUUUAGCUCAGACGGCAUCUGGGUCCAGCAUGCUGGCAACAACAUGCUGUGGAUACCAUCUGAGUAUCGACCGUCGCAUUCGUCUGUGUGUGGGACUAUGGUUGGUGUGGGCGUUGGGUCUGGAAGAGUGUGGAUCUGUAGUGUAGACCUUUAG